AGUCGUGAGGAAACUGUCGAGUGGUGAAGUGUGCUAAAGAAGAACAAUCUUAGAAGGUGUUUUGUGGGAGAUAUUUAACAUAAUUUCUAUUGAUAAGACUUUUUUUUAAAAAUAUUCUUGCUUCUUUUUCAUUCUCUCUGUUGAGGAAUGUGAUUUUGCGUACAAUUUUCUGACUUUUAGAGGUGUUUAAAAAAAAUUAAAUUUUAAAGAGCGAAGAAGAAAAAGUGAAAAAGAGUUUAAAAGUUUGGAAAAAUGACCAUCGGUUUCGAGGAGAAUGAGCCUCUUCUCAAUGGAGAUGCUCAAAGUAAAUCACUAUUCUCGUAUCCAGAUUUAACGGAAACCACCAAUCAUCGUGAGUCCUAUGGGACAGUGAAAAUUGGCAUUCAGCAGCCAGUGGAAACGCGCAAUCUCAUCUACACGUGGGACAAUUUAGAUGUCUUCGGAGAGGUGGCAUCACAACCAAGCAAUGGUGGCCUAUGCACGCGAAUGCGUCAAUGUUUCUCUGGGAAAAAUCGCACUCCAAUGCGAACCAGGAAGCAUCUGUUGAAGAAUGUCUCUGGGUAUGCCCGUAGUGGGGAACUUUUGGCCAUUUUGGGUAGCUCCGGUGCCGGGAAGACAACUCUGCUCAACACAUUGGCUUUUCGUUCCCCCACGGGAAUUCACGUAUCCAGCAGCAGUGUUCGUGCUCUCAAUGGUGUCCCACUGACGGCAUCGGAUCUCCGUGCAAGAUGUGCCUACGUGCAGCAGGAUGAUCUCUUUAUUGGGUCCCUCAGUGCGAGGGAGCAUUUGAUCUUCCAAGCUCUACUGCGAAUGGACAAAGACAUUCCGUACAAGCAGAAGUUGGCACGUGUGGAUGAAGUCAUCAGGGAGUUAUCUCUGACAAAGUGCCAGAACACUGUUAUUGGUAUUCCGGGUCGGAUCAAAGGUCUCUCAGGGGGUGAGAAGAAGCGUCUAUCAUUCGCUUCAGAGGCUCUCAUUGAUCCUCCAUUGCUCCUUUGCGAUGAACCCACAUCGGGGUUGGAUUCCUUUAUUGCACACAAUGUUAUACAGGUGCUGAAGAAUGUUGUUGAGAAGGGUAAAAUAGUCAUCUUGACAAUCCAUCAACCAUCCUCUGAGCUCUACAGUAUGUUUGAUAAGCUUCUCCUGAUGGCUAAUGGUAGGGUGGCUUUCUACGGAACUCCAGCACAGGCUUCGCAAUUUUUUAUGAGCGUUGGAAGACCUUGUCCUCCAAAUUACAAUCCAGCAGAUCACUUCAUUCAGGUUCUGGCAAUUCAAUCACAUCAUGAAGAGGAAAGUCGCGAGAGCAUUACUAAGAUCUGCGAUGCGUACGAUCGCGAUGAGAUCGCUAGCGAUGUUAAGAAAACAAUUAAGGAUCAAAAGUGCAAUGAUGGUCUUCCUGUGAUGAUCGACGGUGGUGUUAUGCGCUACAGAGCUCCGUGGAUGGUGCAAAUUCGUGCGAUCCUCUGGCGAUCAUGGAUUAGCAUGAUAAAGGAUCCCAUUCUCAUGAAUGUUCGCCUCUUUCAGACAGUUACGGUGUCCUUCCUCAUUGGAUUGAUCUUCUUCCAGCAGAAACUUGAUGAGACCGGUGUGAUGAACAUAAAUGGAGCAAUCUUCCUCUUUCUCACCAACAUGACGUUCCAGAAUGUUUUUGCCGUUAUAAAUGUCUUCACAGGUGAACUUCCGGUAUUCCUACGUGAAACACGGAGUCACCUCUAUCGCCCCGAUACAUUCUUCCUGGGCAAAACACUCUCGGAAUUGCCACUCUUUAUCGUCAUUCCCAUCAUCUUUACUGCCGUAGCUUAUCCAAUGGUUGGCCUUAUUGGGGGUUUCUAUCACUUCUUCAUUGCAUCGUGCAUUAUGGCCCUCAUGGCGAAUGCAGCCACAUCAUAUGGAUACCUCAUUUCCUCCAUUAGCUCCUCCACUUCCAUGGCACUCUCCAUUGGGCCACCCGUUGUAAUUCCUUUCCUCCUCUUUGGUGGAUUCUUCCUCAAUUCUGCCUCCGUUCCCUUUUAUUUCUCCUGGCUGAGCUAUUUAUCGUGGUUCAGGUAUGCCAACGAAGCUUUGCUCAUUAAUCAGUGGGCUGAAGUUGAACCCGGAGAAAUUGCCUGCAAUCGUGCCAACAUCUCAUGCCCUGCUUCCGGAACUAUUGUCCUCGAAACGCUCAACUUUAGUGAGGAUAACUUCAUGCUGGAUAUCGGAGGAUUAGUCUUCCUUCUCAUAUUUUUCAGAUUUCUGGCUUUCCUCGCAUUAUAUUACAAAGCGAGGAGUAAGGAGUAAUUUUAGAGGAUUUAUUUUAUUAUAUUGGUUUUUAAAUAAUUGAAUUUUGUGCCUAGAAAUCUGCUGAAUGCUGAUAAACAAUAAAGGUUGAUAUUUUUUGCGA
This is a messenger RNA of Lutzomyia longipalpis, 2380 nucleotides long. It is a transcript of the gene w, whose product is annotated as protein white. The coding region runs from base 253 to 2277 and encodes 674 amino acids. Gene Ontology annotation, biological process: transmembrane transport. The transcript has 6 exons. Gene Ontology annotation, molecular function: ABC-type transporter activity; ATP hydrolysis activity; ATP binding. Lineage: Eukaryota; Metazoa; Arthropoda; Insecta; Diptera; Psychodidae. The record is from RefSeq and is a predicted model, not a curated record. Gene Ontology annotation, cellular component: plasma membrane.